This is a messenger RNA of Perognathus longimembris pacificus (Pacific pocket mouse), 1410 nucleotides long. It is a transcript of the gene Lrrc26, whose product is annotated as leucine rich repeat containing 26. The record is from RefSeq and is a predicted model, not a curated record. Bases 1 to 1410 code for a protein of 469 amino acids. Lineage: Eukaryota; Metazoa; Chordata; Mammalia; Rodentia; Heteromyidae. Gene Ontology annotation, cellular component: voltage-gated potassium channel complex. Gene Ontology annotation, molecular function: potassium channel activator activity; voltage-gated potassium channel activity; transmembrane transporter binding. The transcript has 2 exons.
AUGAGAAGCCCCGGCUGCUGCUCGCGGCCCAGGCCGCUGCCGUCGCUGCCGUCGCUGCUGCUGCUGCUGCUGCUGCUGCUGCGGCCACCGCCGCCGGCCAGGUCAGUCUCGGCGCCGGCGCCCGUCGGGGCCGCGCCCUCGGCGUCCCCGGGAGCCCCCGGCUGCCCCGAGGCCUGCGCGUGCGCGCCGGCCGGGCGGGCUAACUGCUCGGGCCGGGCGCUGCCCGCGGUGCCGGGCGACCUGGGCGGGCGCCUGCUGGAGCUGCUGCUGGACCGCAACGACGUGCGCGCGCUGCCGCCGGGCGCCUUCGCGGGCGCGCGCGCGCUCCGGCGCCUGGACCUGCGCGGGAACGGGCUCCGCGCCGUGCACGCGCGCGCCUUCUGGGGCCUGGGCGCGCUGCAGCGGCUGGACCUGAGCGCCAACCGGCUGGAAGCGCUGGCGCCGGGCACCUUCGCGCCGCUGCGCGCGCUGCGCGCCCUCUCCCUGGCGGACAACCGGCUGGCGCGGCUGGAGCCCGCGGCGCUGGGCCCGCUGCCGCUGCUGCGCGACCUCAGCCUGCGGGACAACGCGCUGGCGGCGCUCGCGCCCGGGCUGCUGGCCGGGCUGCCCGCGCUCCGCGCCCUGCGGCUGCGCGGCAACCCCUGGGCCUGCGGCUGCGCGCUGCGCCCGCUCUGCGCCUGGCUGCGCGGACACCCGCGCCCCGCGGCAGAGGCCGAGACCCUGCUCUGCGCGGCGCCCGGGCACCGGGCCCUCCGCCCCCUGGCCGCCUUUCCCGACGCCGCGUUCCGGCACUGCGCGCGCCCGCUGGCCGCGUGGGACCUGGCGGUGGUCUACGCGCUCGGCCCGGCCUCCUUCCUCGCCAGCCUGGCCACCUGCCUGGCGCUGGGCUCCGCGCUCACCGCCUGCCGUGCGCGCCGCCGCCGCCGCCGCGCCGCCCGCAGCGCCCCCCGGAGGCCGCCCGACCCCGGCCCCGACGGCCCCGACGGCCCGCCCGCCGCCCGCAGCGCCCCCCGGAGGCCGCCCGACCCCGGCCCCGACGGCCCCGACGGCCCCGACGGCCCGCCCGCCGCCCGCAGCGCCCCCCGGAGGCCGCCCGACCCCGACCCCGACGGCCCCGACGGCCCGCCCGCCGCCCGCAGCGCCCCCCGGAGGCCGCCCGACCCCGGCCCCGACGGCCCCGACGGCCCGCCCGCCGCCCGCAGCGCCCCCCGGAGGCCGCCCGACCCCGGCCCCGACGGCCCCGACGGCCCGGCCGCCGCCCGCAGCGCCCCCCGGAGGCCGCCCGACCCCGGCCCCGACGGCCCCGACGGCCCGGCCGCCGCCCGCAGCGCCCCCCGGAGGCCGCCCGACCCCGACCCCGACGGCCCCGACGGCCCGGCGGACCUCGCCGCCGCAGGCCCCCAAGCCUGA